CUGACAUUUGAUUAAAAGGGUGUUUGUGAGCGCUUAUUUGCAAAUAAAAUGCGUCAACUUUUCACAAGCAAAGCUGUUUUGCAGAAAGGAGGAUCCAAAUAUAAGAAAAUGGUACAUUGUCGAAUGUCAUGCAGCACCAUGCCAAAACGUAUGAUCACCACCAAGAACUGGAUAGCAAGAAACGAUUCUUCGAACGUCGACGCCAUCUUGCAUCCCCCCAGUCUGCCGACCGCUCCAUUACUCAAACAGGACGAGACAACCAAAGGCAAUGUCACAAGGAAGCCUAUGUUGAGUCAAAACAGCUGCUAUUGCACGCAUGUUGAUGAAGCUGCGAAGCCUACUCUGUUGAGCAAACCAAAGGAAUGCACCAGUAAAGAAGAACCCGAAGAUUUGAGAAUAUAUCAGUCUUCAAGUUGCGUCUGUGUUCUCGAACCUCGACAACUGGAGAUACUGAAAGACGCCAGGAAGGAACACGAUUUGAGUCCGACAGAGCACCGACAAAAAUACGAAGAAUUCAGGCAAGCUCAAGAGGAUGCGUAUGCGCUCAGCCUGGCAGAAGAUAAAAAACGGGAAGAGAAACGCCUGGAAAGUACAGAGAGUGCAGAACCAACCACGUUAUUGGGUACUCAAAAUUACGGAACACGUAGUUCGACUGUGGAUAUUCUUACGUCAGACGUCGAUCCGGACAACAUUGAAGCGAUACAGGAGUUUCGCCGUGAGCACUACUUUGAAACGCACGACAUUGGACAGUUAUGGGACGUGGGACAACAUACGUGCAUGCACGAAUUUGUCGUGGGCCAUGGAACGCAUCUCGAUCCGGUGAAUAGAGAUUGGCUUGGGAAUAGUAGAUGCGCCCUUUGUCACAAAACAAUAGGGACGACAGUUGGACCAAGUGUAUUUGGUGGGGGGCGUAAACGAACUUUAUUGAAGAAUCUGUCGAAGAGUUCCGAGUACGGUUUGGAACCGCGUGUAAUUCAAUCGGUACCGCCUGGUUCCAAAAUCAAACUUACAAUCAAAGGAGUUGGCGGGGAGGUGACGAGACCGGCACCAGUGCUGGAGUUUUGCAACAGCCUAGCUUUGAGACACCAGAAAAUGCGUUAAAUGGACCCUUUUUUGUAUUUUUAUAAUUGUAUUUAUUAAAUA
Molecule: messenger RNA, 1143 nt
Organism: Cylas formicarius (sweet potato weevil)
Lineage: Eukaryota; Metazoa; Arthropoda; Insecta; Coleoptera; Brentidae
Product: band 7 protein AAEL010189-like
Exons: 4
Coding region: 49-1101 (350 amino acids)
Cellular component (GO): plasma membrane
Source: RefSeq, a predicted model, not a curated record